This is a messenger RNA of Eublepharis macularius, 3255 nucleotides long. RefSeq names its product ribonuclease H2 subunit B (gene RNASEH2B). The record is from RefSeq and is a predicted model, not a curated record. Lineage: Eukaryota; Metazoa; Chordata; Lepidosauria; Squamata; Eublepharidae. Gene Ontology annotation, cellular component: ribonuclease H2 complex; nucleoplasm. Gene Ontology annotation, biological process: ribonucleotide metabolic process; RNA catabolic process. The transcript has 10 exons. Bases 310 to 1086 code for a protein of 258 amino acids.
CACAGACGCCUGUGCAGUUUGGGUUCCAGUAAUGAACUACGUGGUCUCUAAUUCUCUCCCCCCGCUAUUUAGUUUGCCCAUGUUGCAAAUUAUCCUCCUGUGGGACUCCAGACGUGGGUUGCAAAACAGCAGCUAGAACAGGGCAUGGCCGCGAGCCUUUGAUCGAGCAAUGUGAUCUCGCGCAGGCAAAGCGGCUGUCUUGGAGCGCCGCCCCCGCUUCCUCCUUUUGUGGGGCCCUCCCCGUGCUCCAGGGCUGCGCGGGACGUUUGGGGGUUUUGCUAUCAGAGGAGGCGUUUGCAGCAACACAACAUGCCGAAUAAGAGGCAGCGACCGGCGGGCCCUGCAAGCAAGAGGGACAGUGGUCAGUGGGUGAUGGUUGCACCAGUCUCUGUUACUGACCUUCCAAGGAAGCCGGGAAAUGGGCCCCUAUUUACCAGACUACGGAACCCAAGUACAGGACAAGCGGCCCUGUACUUGUUCAGCAGUGAUGCUCGUCAGCUCUUUGAAGUAAAAGCUUUCCAUGAAGAGUACCGUUCAUGGUUCAUUGGGCAGGCCGUUCAGCAGGAUGGACGCCUGUUCUUUGCAACACCAGUGGAUCCCUUAUUUCUUGUGCUCUUCUACCUUGCCAAGGCAGAGAAAGAGCAAGGAAAGUUUCAGCCGCUGGAUCAGAUUUUGGUAGAUGCAGAGUUUUCUUCCUGCACAAUGCUGUUACGUUGUACAAACAUCUCGAAGUCUAUUCAUCACAUUGCAGAAGAAAAAGAAACAGGUGGCAGGAAAUUUUAUAAAUAUAAUGAAGAGAAAACAUUGAAGUGGCUAACGAAGAAGGUUAACCAGACUGUGAAUGUAUUAAAAGACCAUGAUGUGUCCGUGGGUGCAAAGGUGAAAUCUGCUACGUUUAUCAGCAGUAAACAGCUCACAGGUGCCACAGAAGAGGACUACAUUCGCUAUGCUCACGGUUUAAUAUCGGAAUAUAUUCCUGAAGAACUGAGCUCUGCAUUAGCUAAAUAUUUACGACUUCCAGAAGUUGCAGUUCCUCCAACAGAGCCACCGUCAAAGAUGUCAGUGCGUCACCAGAGGAAGAGAUGAUGGGGAUAAAGUGACAUUUGGAUACCUUAUUUUAAGCAUGGAAUAUUCCAAGAAUCCUUUUAAGGAAAUGUCAGGUGUCUUGUAGGAAUCUAUCCAGGUGAGACUGAUAAAGAGGAGCUUCAGGGGUGGGGUAGGAAGUGAAGCUAGUUUCCUUUCUAGCAGGUGGGGAGAGGGGCAGAUCUCUUGCUUCAAGUAUUAGAUUUUAUGCUUGCUCCUUGUGAUCCAGGAAGUUCUUGUUUUUCUGUACGUUGCUUAGCUCCUGCCGUAUGUUUUUAUCAAACUCUUAAUCUCACAAUAGUAAUAAAUUCCACGGGAGGAGCCGUGUUAGUCAACUGCAGCCAAAGUAACCCAAAAUCUAGUGGCCCCUAAAGACUUAGUGUAGUAUAGUGGUUAGAGUGUCAGACUAGGAUCUGGGUAACCUAGGUUUGAACCCCCAGUUUGCCAUGGAAGCUUAGCUGGGUGAUCUUAAACCAGUCACACACACUUAGCCUAACCUACCUCACAGGGCUGUUGUGAGGUUAAAAUGGAGGAGAGGAGAACAAUGUAAACGGCUUUGGGUUCCCGUUGUGGACAAAGACGGGGUAUAAAUGAAGUAAAAUAAAUAACAAAUCUAGCAUAAACUUUCAUGAGCCACACGCGGCCUGCUUUGUCAGUUGCAUGAUUUUGCCAAAAACUUAAAACAACAAUGCAUUCUUCAGUAUUUAAAGUACCACUAAACUUUGUCUUAAUCUGUGAGUGGCUGAUUCCGCACACGUUGGAUAAUGCACUUCCAAUCCUCUUUAUAGAUCAUUUGUAACAGAUUUUUUCGUGUGCAGAACAAAAAAUCCACCUCUAACGAUUGAUAAAGUGCAUUGAAAGUGCAUUAUCCAACGUGUGCAGAAUCAACCUAAAUAUGAUUUUAUUUUUUUUGAAGAAAAAACUACCAUGUUUUGUGGGAAGAAUGGUGAUUUCAUGUAUAUAACCCCAGAAUACCUUUAUGUUCAUGGGUUAUGAACACUUCAGUUUUUUCAAGACAAGAUGUCUCCACUGCUCUCUUCCUCUGUUGUCCCCACAAGCAGGGAGCCAAAAUCAAAAGCUUUCUCAUUUUGUGGAAGUCUUUGAUCUAACCCUAAGUUGGUGGCAUAUCCAAACUUGGGCUCUAUAAUGAACUGGGGUUUGUUUCUUGCCUGCAAAAUGAGAUCCAAAAUCACCAUCCUGGUUCAGAAUUCCUGUUGGUGGAUGAGAAACUAAUCCAGUUUACUCUAGAUGGAAUAUCACAACAAAUUGUGAUUAGAUGAAAGAAUUCCCAAAUGAGAGAGGUUUCAGUCUCUCACCACUGCAUGUGAAGGACAUGCAGGGUGGGUGGGCAAAGAGCGCUCAAGCCAAGAAUAAACCAGUCUUGUUCUCAUGAAUAAAUUCCAGACUGUCAUACUGAACACAGUCUUCCGCAUCAUUGCGCCAUUUCCCCAUAAAUGUGCACUUCUUUUUAAUGCCCUGCAUACACUCCAUGUCUCCUCUAAAGGUGGAGAUCUCCCAGCAUUCAUGUUCAUUGUUUUUGAGGGAAAAUGGCCGCCUACUUCCAGAUAAUACAGUACUUGUUACUGAAACUGAAAUGUGUUUUCAGUGUCAAAGGCCUUUGCUGGCAUUGCCUGUUUGUUAUAUGAUUACUAAUUAGAGCUAUAAUACAUCUGUGCCCACUCUGUGCACUAAUUGUGUUUUACUUCCUGUGAGGCUUUUAUAGCUAUAAUUUUAACCAAAAGAAUAGAUGAACUCUGGCUGUUUGGGUAAUGCAUGUUUUCUUUCAUUCUCUGGCAGCUGGGUGCUUUCGCUCUUCCCUCAUCUAGAAAAGGGCUGUGCAAGUACCUUGUAGCAAAUCUAUUCUUCUCUCUCACUCUGAUCUGUUUUGUCACAAACUUGGCUUUGAAAAAAGCACUUGAUAGAGUUUCACACAGCAGCUAAUGUGGACGGGAUCCUCUUGUAUGAAUCCUGUAGAAAGGCGGAAGCCUAGCCAGCUUAACAGGAAAGAGAACAUUUUAAAAAUAGCAUUUUGUAAUUUGAGGUGGUGGUGGUGGUGGUCUAGUCUUCAUGUUUUAGCUUGCUAACAAUGAAACUUUUAUCUUAAUUAUGUAACCAUAUUUGUGCAUGUGUAAAAUACAGGGCUUUUUUUCAGCUUGGACGCGGUGGAACAGA